UUGGUUUGGUUUAGGAGAUGAAAUUUCAUGGCACUGCAACACAAUGGCUUCUUGUGUUCCUUUGCACUGGCAUUGUGUAGAUAUUGAGUUAGGGUUUACUUUGGUUUUCAGUUGAUAUCCGAGUCUAAAAUAACUGUGUAUGGAUGGAUUGCUUGUAGAUGGAUGAUGACGAAGCCUUCUUGGACAUCAUUGAUUUUGGUUGCACACAAACGCAACCAAAGAGUCCAAUUGGAGAGCAGCCAACUCCAUCAACUCAGCAUCGUUCUGCAAUAACAGAGAAAGAAAAAUCCCACAAAGGAAAAAAUUGGUCUAGUGAUGAGGACAAGGUUCUCAUAGCAGCAUGGGCAAAUACAAGUUUGGAUAUUGUUGGGACAGAUCAAAACCGAGAUACUUAUUGGGCUAGAAUUUCAGAGUACUACAACAGACAGAAGGAAUCAUCAUGGCCGGAACGAAAUGAUAAUGCAAUCAAUUGCCGUUACACUUUCAUUAACAGAGAGACCUCUAAAUUUUGUGGUUGCCUUCAGCAGAUUUUAAAUAGGCAAGAAAGUGGAAGUACUAUAGAAGAAAAGACAAACGAUGCACACAUUUUGUUCAAGGAAAUGGAUCCUAAAAAAAAGAAGCCUUUCACAUUGAUGCAUUGCUACAUAGAGUUUUCGAAGUAUCCAAAGUGGCAGACAAGAGAACUUGAAACUUCUGUGAAGAAACAAAAGAAGACCAUUGAUGCAAGUCCGGGCACAGCUACCAAUGAUCCGGCUGAUGCAUCCUCGGUACGUACUGAUGCUACCUCGAUACGCACUGAUGCUCUUGAACAUGAGACUAGACCUGAUGGUGUGAAGAAGGACAAGAGAGGUAAGGCUGAUGACAUUGCUUGCAAGUUUUCAUUAGAAACUGUGUGGGCAGCAAAACAAGAGAAGGAUGAGAUCAAAGAGGCGGCAAGAAAUGCUCGCUACGCGCAGCAACUUGAAUUGCGAAAAGAGGAGAUUGCACUAAAAAAGAAGGAGGAUGCACGAAACGAGAGGGAGGAUGCACGAAGACAGUUUGAAUUAGAUGAGAGGGUCAUGCUCAUGGACACUAGUGGUAUGACUGAUGCGCAAAAGCAGUUCUACCAAGCUAAGCAGAAGGAGAUCCUUGCUCGCGGCCUAGAGUAA
Hordeum vulgare subsp. vulgare (domesticated barley) is the source of this 1148-nucleotide messenger RNA. Its product is annotated as glutathione S-transferase T3-like. Lineage: Eukaryota; Viridiplantae; Streptophyta; Magnoliopsida; Poales; Poaceae. The record is from RefSeq and is a predicted model, not a curated record. Bases 159 to 1148 code for a protein of 329 amino acids. The transcript has 2 exons.